Spirometra erinaceieuropaei is the source of this 5370-nucleotide messenger RNA. The record is from the annotation of a GenBank genome assembly. Lineage: Eukaryota; Metazoa; Platyhelminthes; Cestoda; Diphyllobothriidea; Diphyllobothriidae.
AUGUUAAGGUUGUGAAUGGGAAUGAGCAGUUCCUAGUCAAGUGGAAAGAUCACGACGAGUUUGCCUUUCAUACCUGUUUAUUUUUAGUUCUCAUAACACUUGGGAACCAAUUGGUAAUCUUGCCUGCCCGAGGAUUCUUCACGAGUUUUUCCUACAAAGAUCCCUGACCGAAGAAAAAAUCGUUGAUGUGGAGGUGCGGUUAACCAACGUUAUCAACGUCUAAACAUUUUCCUUAGGUGAACAGCGACAAACCAUACGGUUUCGAGCGUGGUCUCGCACCAACAUGCAUUACUGGUGUGACAAAAGUCGAUGAUGAACUUUAUUUCUUGAUUAAAUGGUAGAGUAAAGCGUCUAUCUUACAGACUUCUAGGAAGGGCAGGAAAGACCCCGAUGUCGUUCCUGCGACGCAGGCAAAUGUCAGAUGUCCCCAGCUAGUCAUCGGAUUUUACGAAAGUAUCCUGUAUUUUCAGUGACUUCUGUCGAGUUUAUAAGUUUGAUCUUCUGCAGCAUAUAUUUGUGGCUUGCAGUCCCGAUUUAAUUGGAUUCCUGCAUUUACUUACUUUCACCUGAUCCAUCUGUUUCCAGUGAAUCGGAUGACCUGGCCACCAAAAUCCUUUCGGAGAUUUCUUCAAAACGAGCUUUACAUAUUAAACACUAUUUUAAUAAAAAAAUAUCUAGAAAUUUUUACAGUUCAAUUUUAGCAGACGGCGUCCGAGACGGCUUUCGUAGAUAUCUUGCUUAUGUUAUUGUCGGACAUGACCGUAGAUGACUUAGCCGGCGAUAAGAUCUGCCGAGCUACCUGUCUGUACACCCCGGUCUUUGCAGUUUAUGACUUUUGCCCCGUUGGCUCUCAUUUCUUCAAAUCCAGGACCGUGAAACUACCAUCCUGUUCAGGCAGAAUUGUGUAACAUCCCACCAAACUCGCCAAGACGGGACCAUUUGGCUUCGUUAGUAUCUUCUCUCAUCAACAGUAAAGUCUCAAUUCCAGAACACGAUCCUCGGUCUUAUGCACGUACAUCAUCCGGAGAGUCUUGCUGUUGAGGAUCUUGGACUAUUUUAGGCGAGUAGCGCGCUGAAAACUACGUAUUGCACGCGUAGGAUAGGUUGACUAGUGGUAACCCCUGUACUGGCAAUCCAGUACGCCUGCGAGUGUCCGGGUUGUGGAAAGUUUGUCAGAAGCGUUUACGUUUGGAAUAAGGGACUUUCGAACUGAAUAAUAAAUAGUUGUGAAUCAAGAAUGACAGUUGUUAAGUCCCAGAGGGUCUAGAUAAGAGACUGAUCUUUCUUAAGAGCACAGCGAUGUGGGUUGCGUUUAUGUUUGGCUCUGUUGGCACCGUCUUAUGGACUGGACUACUUCAAAUACCAAAGUGAACGUUACAGGACAUCACUUCCACAAAUCUCCUGAACCUUGAGCGAACGACCGGGCAAUGAAGGCAGAACUGCGUAUCCCUCGGUAGACAGUGUUCAUUUCUAACCGGAAAUGCGCCUUAAAUGUGAGCAUUGGCGCAGCAUCGUUUGGGUGUUACUUGCCUUGUAUGCGGAUUCGCGAGACCCACCGUCGCCAAUAUCAGGGCAGUAGUUAAUAACAAGUCGGUCGACAGUGAGGACGACGAAAUGAAUAAUUCUAUCCAGUGUACAUCCCGGCUGGGGGACGUGCCGAUUGUGACAAAAGUUGUACGGACGGGGAUGAUGCCGUUGCUAACUGGGCAGGCGUGACUGUAACGUGUCCUUGAGUUGGUAUGUGGGGAGGGGGCGCGUCCGAUGCAGUGCAUUUCAGUAAAUGCUGAGCCAGACGAAUUAGCAUUUUAAGGGUUUUACUGUCGUUGGGGUUUGAGAGUGAGACAGAUGGCAGAGCGUGUCGAACGCUGUUAGGUUUCAUCGAGUUAGGUACAAAUAGGCCGUCGGUCUGGGGGACCCUGAAAGGGGGGGGGGUGCCGGCGAUAGUGGCAACAACAGCGCCUGAUAAGGAGGGAUAGAUCCGGUGUUGACGCGGCCAGAUGACUGCUCUCAAACCAGGGCUUGACUUCAGAUGGUGAGUCGUGUUGGUAACAUCGCCUUCAUUCGUGACAAGAUGUCAGCAACUACGUGAGGGUGACGGCGUUGAAAUUGCACCCGGACAUCGACUGACUGAUUUCGACUGUCGAUGAUAUCGCCUUACUUGCUUCAAGUUUUGGUGAUCUGCAGUCUAGGGUGUCACGGGUGAACGAGGUCGCUAAAUCGGCCAAUUUGUCCAUCAACGCUGGGAAGACCAAAGUGUUCUCAAGCUGCAUCCCUGACCAGGAGAAGGCACCCCUCGUGAUUGAUGGCUGUCAACUUGAAGUUUUAAACAGUUUUAAAUACCUCGGGGCGAGGCUACUACCGAAUAGGCAGAGUAAGGAUGACAUUGCCUCCCGAAUCGAUGCUGCCUGACAGACUUUCUCAAGCUUUAGAAAAGGACUCUGGAUCCGACGCGAUCUCUUCAUCGCCACUAAGAUUCGCGUGUACCGUGCAUCUGUCCGGUCUGUCCUUCUCUGCGGUUGUGAAUGCUGGGCUGUGCGCGUGGAGGAUGAGCGAAAACUGGAGGUGUUUGACCACCACUGCUUGAGGACCAUCCUUCGAGUGAAGUUAACUGACUUCGUCUCAAAUGAGACAGUCCGCGCUCGCUGCGACAACAUCGCAAGGAUAACUCAGGCCAUCCAAGAAAGACGACUAGGUGGUUCGGUCAUGUUCUUCGUCGUCCACCUCAGGAGCUCAGUGUUACUGCCCUCGAUCCGGCACCGUUGCCCCAUUGGAGGCGUCGAAGAGGUGGUCAGUUUGAAACCUGGCUCGACGCUGUCCGUCAAGACAUGGAGGUGGUUCUUGGACCUUCGGUAUUCGGUCUCCGUCGUUGGCGAAGGGAAUGGGUUGAGCUGUCCAGAUCUGCUGCCGCGGACCGUCACGCGUGGAGAGGUACAGUUUGGGGCAUCAUCGAGGUCGGCUAGAUUAGGCAUGACCGCAGCCGUAUCAAGUACAAGUAAGUAACUGCUUUGUCUACCCAUGGAGUCGAUGAGUGACACAGGAAGAAGGAGAACAGCUGAGGCCCAGUAGUGAUUUGGGGACGUUUGGGCUCGGCCGAACCAAUUGGUCGCUCGCCGAUCACGUCAGAGCCACCCAUUUAUGACGCUCUUAAUAUACUCACUGCUUGGGUACUGUCAACACCUUGACCAACAAGUACGGUUGGCAUGGUGUUGCCGCCGCUUUCGGCGGUAAAACCAGGGCUCCAUCUGCGCGCUGGGAGCUGUUUCUAUCGGGGGUCGUAAACAUGUUUUGUGAGGUUACUUGUUCGGUCUUCCGCAAUAUACUGCGCUAUCGAGACAAAAAGACGUUUUCCGGUAGCUUGUGAAAAGAGUGGCUAAUGAGACUACGCACUUUUAAUUAGUUUCGCUCUGUAUGAGGUCGAUGCGAGCGGCGAGAAAUGUUACGGUCGAAGUUUCAUGAGUGUUUGGCAACUGACUAGACUUCCACUUGUUGCCAAACUGUAACCAGCAUGAGCGUACCGGUUGGACGAUCUCAAAAUUCGCGCGACUACUGCGUGGUCCUAUCACCAAAAAUGCAACUUCCUAUUCAUUGAGACACUAACGGCCCCUGAGACUUCAGUGGAAAGCCGUCUACUUGAUCAGUCCUAUCACCAGAUUGUCAGAUGCUCCUUCCAUGCUGGCGAGUAUUCUUGGUCGCGGCCAACGAGGGGACGGACCCUUAGCUGACUGUCGGAACACCUGGCAUAGUGCUCAAUGACCAAGAAUUCCAAGCCUGAACACCGUAUUAUCUAAACCUGUGUCCGGACCGUGACUGGCUGACGGCGACUGAUGGGCCAGAAAUGGUCACUUUGGCCUCAUUUUCUUCGCCAACAUUCCUUCAUAAGUCUAAAGCCACGUCCGAGCUAUCAGACUGCAGAAGGCAUCACUGCAAGCUUUUGGGGCACCAGCGAAACUAUCCAACCAGCUGACUGCCACAGUUACUAAUCAUCCUAGUACUCCGAGCGUCAUACUUGUCGUUGAGUGCACGCGAACACCCGACUUUUAUGGCUUGUGAGGGAUCUGCACCUGUUAACCAAAUGGUACGUGCAGGUUAUGCCGUUUAGCUGCAAUGCGGAGCACUGGACAGGUUUGAGUAGCUACACGGGCGAAGUAGUUUAUACAGUGUCUUCAGCCAAUUCCAUCACCGUUACCAAAGAAAGAAAAAGCCGGAGACGGGCGGGGGGCGAUGACAAAAGGAACUGUCUGGCGAACCGAAUUUCAGGACUCAUCCUCGAUUCCAACUGUGGCCCAAGAGGAAUUAUUAUUGUUUUCGAUGGCGAGAAAGUGAAAGCUUUACUGUUGAGACUAGAAGCAAGUAGACACGAGAAACCCAUCAUGGUUGCUGUUCUGAAGAAGCCAGUGGUAAUUGUCCUCACUGGAACGACGGGCGACUUCCUCGAAUCUUUUUUUUCAACAUACACUUUGUUUCAGACCCGGAAGUUGAACAGAUGGAUUAUAUUUCGAUUUGGGAGUGAUACCUGCAUUUACCAACGGGUCGAUCUGAGACAGGAGCGUCCAAUCAGGUUAAGGGUUCAUUUAAAUUCCAAAAUAAAAACGUCUUUGGAGCGCUUCCCAAUGUGCCUUGUAUACAAUGCUCGCAAAUGUGUAAAUCGGAAAAGAUGUGUCUGGAGGCUGUCGCCGGGGAGGGUUAUAUCUUACUGCACCAACAAAAAGGACAAAAGCAACGGUCGAGUACGCAGGCCCCUACUUUUAUCACUAUAGCAUGUCUACUUGUUUUGUGUCGGUAGGCGCGAUGUAUUAGCGUUACUUCCUUCUCAGGCUCGGAGAAAUUGUUCAAUUUGGGGCCAAGGCUAGGACUGGGGUCAGGUUUACCUGUCGCAUACCGUCUCACCCAAUCCGGCUCUCUUUGAUAAAUAACCUUGGAAUACCUGCUUUCCGCCCGUUUACACACUUCCUUAUUCACUUAUUUCUAACUGCUCGGUCCCUUCCAGCACCUCAUUAGUAAAAAUACGAACACGCAUCGGAGAUUCGAGUUUUCAUAUUCCCACAGAUUCCGCUUACUGUCGUAUCCGUCUGCAUCACUGAUAAAAAUAAUACUGGCACCCUUCCUGUAUUUCAGGAGAGUCCUUGUGCUCCAUUUUCUCAGUGGACUUGCAUAGUCCUUGCCAAAACAACCCUCUACACUUUAGUUUUCAUCAAGUUAGGAACUGCGACCUCUGUCAAUUUAGAGGAAGUUCUCUCCUCUAUUCUGCCCGUUGCAGGUCAUCCUUGUUGCAGGUCACGCGUCGACGCGCCCGUCGACGGUCCGACCAACACGUGUGACUCAACUAGUCACUUUCUCAUGCUGACACGGACAUACCAGGCACAUCUGUAA